AUGGCGAUUGCAUUACUGCUUUUAGCAAGACGUCCAAUAAUAACUCAAUGUAUGUCCGUUCUUGCUAAUAUUGAAAGAACUGGACAGAAGAGAGAGCUCUAUCGUUUUAUAACGGAUUCAUCCGAACCAAACUCCACAAGAGUAGAUACGUUAUGGCUUAACCAAAAGGAUUACAAUUAUAUUAACGUCACAUUCGCCGCCUAUUAUACAGGACCAGAGAAUCUAGCAGUUCCAGAAUAUGUCAAACGGUUCAAAUUUGGAAUUACUUCAGGGAAAAUUCAGAUUGAAUUAUGGAAAGUUGAUAGAGAGGAUCAAAACAAACCUUUUGUGAGCCAAAAUGAGACCCAAAGCUGUCUUUUCGAACCUGGAUCACGUAAUCCAAAUGACAAUGUUUUUCAGUGUAACUUCACGGAUGAAAAUUUUGACAGGCUUUUGGAAAACGGCGACAAUUUAACAUUAACUGUUAUUGCUGAAAACGGAGGAUAUCGAGAACUUGAAGGACCGGGAACUCUGAAAAAGGAAGAUUUUUUUAUCGGCCAAAAGGCCUCAAAAUCAACAAUGUUUCGUUUUGAUUUCGAGAAACCUCACCAUUGCCCUCAAAAGGGAGACUGUGCAGAAAAAGCUUUGGAUGUAACAGAAGAUAUAACAAAGUCCCCGAUAACAUUAAUUUGGAACAACUGGAUGGAUGAUCUCUCAGGACUAAAAGGGUACAAACUACAGGUUUAUUUGCUAAAACCGAAUACAACAUACCUUACAGAGCCCUAUCCGUGGAACCCACUUGAAGAGAUAGUCAUUAACGACAACAAUGUCAAUUAUAGGUAUAGGUACACCCCCCAAAAGGCAGGGAUGUAUUCCUUUAUUUUAAACGUAAUAGACAAAGCCAACAAUACACAGUACGCCCGCACCCUUGUCUUGUAUGAUCCUUCAUCAAGCAUCACUCUGUCGACUUCACCGUUCAUUGCGACAAGUGCAGAACCAGAGACAAACUACAUGUGGCAAAAUAAUCUCAAAAAUAACAUUACAGUAUCAUGGAAAGGACACUUUGAAAACAAAUUUCACGACACAAAUAAACUUCUGAAUCAGGUUUCACAUUAUCAACAUUUUGAUCAUAUUACCAAAUACGAAAAACAGGUGCCAGAGCAACUGGAUGAUAAGUCGGGGAAAAGAACCCUGUUACCUAUACAAAAUAUUCAUGGUAUAGUUAAAUUUGACUAUUUCUAUAGGAAUGGAAACCAAGGUAACAGCACUCCCGAUCGCGAGUCAUGGUUUUCAGUAAAAAAUAUAUUUUCAGAAAGUCAAACAUUCUAUAUAGACCGAAAAGAUGGAAAUGCGAUAAAUUUCUGGGUCAGAGCAACUGACGUCAUGGGGAAUGAAAAAGUAGACAUGACAAAGAUAUUCUUUGAUUCCACUCCACCCGGAGCAUUGGCAGACUCAGAUGUGAAAUUUACACGUAACACUAAAUCACCUACCUAUGACUUUUCGAGUCGAUUGCAGGUAGAUGCAAUUGAUAGAAAUAGCGGAAUUUAUAAAGUCUAUUUGGAGCUACUAGCAAACAGCAGCAACGAAUUAUUCCAUGAAACUGAUAUCAAAGGGAAUAAAUCUGAAGUUGAUGUUAGAAUAAAAGGAUACCAGAUAGAAACGGGAGAUUACUAUUAUUUUAGUCAUUAUUUUGACAUCAACAAUUGUUGGAUGGUGGUGUCGAAGGAAAAAUUCGCUAAUGAGUUUCUUUUGUUAAAUUUGACAGUAUAUAACAACGCAAUGGAAACUACCCAUUAUAGUAAGAUGAUUACAGAUUUAGCUUCACUUGACGGCAUAGAUGAGUACACUGGCCCUAAAAAUUUGACUGUGAUAGAGACCUAUGACAACAGUGUUCGUCUGAAAUGGAUCGUAUCUCCAACUUGUUACAAAAGGUCCAAGAUCACCCUGCAGUUCCGCUCAUCUAAUGGCCGAACAGAGAACCGAUUUAUCGACAAGGACGCAGACUGGGUGGAUCUGACUGGACUGAAUCCAGAAACAAGUUAUAACCUGUCUUUUAUCACAGAGUAUGGACGUCAGAGAAGUGAUCCUGUGUUUCUGCAUUUUAAAACUAACAAAGCACGACCAGCGUUGACAGUUGCUGCAAUAGCAGGAAUGUCCUCAGGGUUUUUUAUACUUGUUGUCAUAAUUGUUGUGAUGGUUGUCCUAUGGCGACUUGGACGUUUGUCAGUUGUACGUGAAGACAUUCGACGCCGGGCGACUGUAAUUCGAAGGAAUAUCACAAACCGAUUUUCAGCGAAUCCCAAUCAUGAUGUAGAUGACAUUUAUAUAUACGGCCAAAUGGAACUCAGUAAUACUGACAGAUGGAUUUUACCGAGCUCUAACAUUGUGUUGGAUGUCUUGCUAACAAGCGGAAGAUUUGCAGACAUAUAUAAGGCCAGAUACCAAAAGCAAAAUAACAAAGCUAAACAAAUUGUUAUUGCAAAGACUUUGAAAAGUGGAUUCACUGAAGAAAAUAUGCUGAUGAUGAGAGCAAAAAUUAAUUUUUUUGGCAAAGAAGUUGGGGAACAUCCAAACAUUAUCCAUUUCAUCGGCGCUGUCAUCGAUAACGAUGCGUUUGGACCAUACAUGGUUUUUGAAUACUGUACAAAGGGACAGCUUCGAGACUGGUUAUUACAACAGAGGAAUGAAUCAACAGACGACACGGUGGAAUCCUUAUAUCGAAUUAUUUACGGAAUUUCGAAGGGAAUGUUCUACCUUGAGACAAAAAAGCUGGUGCACAGAAGACUUGCAGCACGAAAUGUUUUACUGACUGAUGAACUAGAACCCCAGAUCUAUGGAUUUGGACCAGAGCCCCCCAAACACCAAGGCAACGAAGAGGACGGAGAUGGUACAUCUGAAGACAAGGAGCGAAUCCCUUUAAAAUGGACAGCCCCUGAAUGUUUUACUUCAAUGAAUGCUGCCAGCAUAAAAAGUGAUGUAUGGUCUUUUGGAGUGGUAUUAUGGGAAAUAUUUUCGUUUGGUGAAACUCCAUACCCGGGAGUACGAAGUAGAGAUGUUGUAACCCAGGUCAGAAAUGGACAUAGAAUGAAAAGACCAGAAUUCGCUAAUGACUUUUUUCAUGACAUUAUGACGAGAUGUUGGAACACUAAACCAAGAAGAAGACCAAGUUUUAAGGAUAUAUCAACGGACAUUGGAAAAACCUUCAAUGCUGCACCUUCUGAUGAAUAUUACUAUUACCGUGAAAAGUGAAACAUACCCAUGGAACAUUUCGACAGCGCUAUUCUUAAUAUACAAGAACAAAUGGGCUCAGUUAGAUACGAACCAUACUUCAAACUUUAAGUCAAAACAAAUUAAAUAACAUUUUCAAGUAAAACUUUUGAGCAACCGUACAGCUAAUCGUACAAGUAACUACAUGCUAUAAUUAUUUUUAUUUUUUUUUACCAUGUGUAUGGAACAUUAUGCUCCUUUUUUUAUUUCAUUUU
Molecule: messenger RNA, 3461 nt
Organism: Saccostrea cuccullata (small rock oyster)
Lineage: Eukaryota; Metazoa; Mollusca; Bivalvia; Ostreida; Ostreidae
Exons: 17
Coding region: 1-3228 (1075 amino acids)
Biological process (GO): positive regulation of kinase activity; multicellular organism development; protein phosphorylation
Cellular component (GO): signaling receptor complex; plasma membrane
Molecular function (GO): ATP binding; protein binding; transmembrane receptor protein tyrosine kinase activity
Source: RefSeq, a predicted model, not a curated record